AUGACAGAAAAAUUGCGGCCUCGCACCCCCACACCAGACGGACGCCACACCACACCGAACCGCUCCACACCGCUCUACGCCCCACUCCACACUACACCACACCGCGAACACCCUCCGCCGGCGGGACACGACCCCGACGAGAGCUUGGCUAAAUCGUGUUGCUAUCAUCUGUACAGUUAUAAAAAAAAAAGCGACACCUUUUCCCCCCCAUCCUCCCCUUCCCCUUUUUCCUCAUCGGUCCUCAUCCACCUCAGCCUCCGCCUCCAAAGCCCGAAGGCGGUUUCGCUCGUCAAACGACUCGUCGCGAUUCCUCUCAAUCACGGUCUCCGUCGUAAGCGCUGUCUUAUCGCACAGCUCAAAAGUACCGGUAAGCUCCUCAAAGCAGCGGUUCUGCAUCAACCGGUCCUUGAUGAUAUUAAACUGCUGCAUGAGGACCUUGUGCACGAGCGCGUUGCCGCAGCUGCGGCUGGACGUGUCGACCUUGGCCAGCGCGGCGAGCAUGGGGCUAGAAAGGUCGUCCGUGCGCGCGUUGUACUUGACGGUAAAGUCCGGGCGGAGGCCGGUGACGACCUCGACCAGCGCGGCCGACUCGUGCGGCCGCUCCAAGUCGAUGACGAUCUCGUAGCGCUCGGCGACCUUGCGCAUGGCGUCCUCGUGCGCGUACUCGUACGGGCACUCCGUGAGCGGCACGCCCGCGCCGUGGUACGUGUACAGCGCGUUGACCGGGUACGCGGCGACGUGCUCCUUGUAGCGGCGGACCUCGCGCGCGAUCUGGUCGGCGUCCGUGAUGGACGCAAAGUCCUUGUCGCGGUUGGCCUGCAGGUAGGCCGAGAAGAUGAUGUUCCCGGCGUCGCGCGUGCUGGUCAUGAAGGUGACGUUGCCGCCGCGCAUGUCGGCGAUGUCCAAGUAGCGCUCGCGGAUCAGGCGCGUGUGGCAGCCGUAGAAGUCGACGUGGCGGCGCUUGACGAUGGUGCGCCACCCCAUCUCGUUCCACUCGAUCAUGUUGAAGCAGUGCGCCGAGACGAGGCCGGCGUCGUCCAGCGCGUGCCGCAUGGCGACGCGCACCGUCGUGCUGCCCGUCUUGGGCGGCCGGUUGUAGAACAGCAGCCGCUUGUGCGCCGCGGCCGGCCCCAGCGACGACAGCCGCCGCAGGUGCUUGAGGUGGCGCGUGAACUGCGAGUGGAAGGCCGGCACGUCGCGCGCCGAGCCGAACAUGAAGAAGGCCGUGGCCGUGGCGACGGCGACGAACACGGCCACCGCCAUCGUCUCCGUCAGCGAGCGUGCGCGCGUCGGCGUCGCCGCGUCCGGCAUCGUCGCGGGCUUCUGCAUGGCCGAUGGGCACGGCCGCAGCCGCUGUGCUGUGAAGUGAAGGGGGGGGGUGGAGGGGAAGGGGGGUGGGCGAAUGGGGGGUCAAUCGCUCUCUCAGAGCGCCAAUGUAAGUAA
Molecule: messenger RNA, 1443 nt
Organism: Chondrus crispus (carragheen)
Lineage: Eukaryota; Rhodophyta; Florideophyceae; Gigartinales; Gigartinaceae
Exons: 1
Coding region: 1-1443 (480 amino acids)
Source: RefSeq, a predicted model, not a curated record